AUGAUGAGAUUCAAUUGUAAUCUUCCAGAGCCCAUGCCUAGCCAUGCCACGCGGACGGAUAGCCAUUCCAUGGAUCAGUAUGGAUCAGUAUGGGUUCUGGGGGAAAAAAAAAAGGCUGUUUCUGUUCUGGUAUUAGUCAGGGGUAAGCCAGAAGAGAAGUUUGGGUCAUUCAGGAACGGGGUCCAUGAUUCUAUCAUCCAUCAGAUGAAAUCCAUGGAUGGAGUAGGUAUCUAUGCCCUGUACCUGGUACAUGGCUGUUAUGUUCCAGACCCAGUUUACGUGUUCCUAAGGUUCUUCUAA
Molecule: messenger RNA, 300 nt
Organism: Rasamsonia emersonii CBS 393.64
Lineage: Eukaryota; Fungi; Ascomycota; Eurotiomycetes; Eurotiales; Trichocomaceae
Exons: 3
Coding region: 1-300 (99 amino acids)
Source: RefSeq, a predicted model, not a curated record